AUGCAGCGGAAUCCGGGGAGGAGGACUUUUGUUCUCGUUUCGUUGUUACCGCUCCUACUGUUGCUUCUACUGCGCUGCGACGAGGGCACGUGCAUAAAGUGGCUAGCCCUGGGCCGAGCCAUCGAUGGCUUCGAGUGGUCGAGGGAGGCGUGCAACGGCGCAAGGACCUCCGGUCUACUCGAGCGCAAACAAGCCCGGGUCUGUCGCACGAGUCCCGACGUGAUGCGCGGCCUCGUGCAAGCGGCCAGGGACACCUCGGCCGUCUGCCAACAGGCCUUCAGGCACCAACGCUGGAACUGCAGCAGCAUCGAAAGGGCACCCGAUUUCACCUCCGAAUUGCUCUCGGGGACGAAGGAGCAGGCCUUCGUGUACGCGAUGUCGGCGGCCGCGGCGGUGUGGCGGUUGGCGCGCGGCUGUGCCCUGGGCAGUCUGGCCGCGUGCUCGUGCGCGACCCCACCGAGGCGCGAGCCACCCGUGCCGUCGGCCCUCGUCCAGCCGUCGUUCUCUGCGGCAGCCGCUGCCAUGGGUUUCAUCGGCGUGGGGGGCUCGGCCGCCCGGAGCUCGUUCAAGUGGGGCGGCUGUGGCGACGACGUGCGCUCGGCCUCUAGGAUCGCCAAGCGCUUUCUCCAGGGCUCGAGUCCGGCUCCCGGGGCCGGGGCCCUAGCCAAGUUCUUGCACUCUGUCAACAUGCACAACAACCGGGCCGGGCGCAGGGCGGUGGAGCAAUCGUUGGUCCUGGAGUGCAAGUGCCACGGCGUGUCGGGCUCGUGUAGCGUGCGCACGUGCUGGCGCGGCCUGGGCUCGAGUAGCCCGGUAGCCGCGGGUGCCAGACUUUUGCGCCGUUACGCCACGGCCGCCGAGGUCCGGGCGUCCUCGAGCGGCCGGCUACCGCCGCUCUACCACCACAACAACCUGCUCUACACGACCAAGAGCCCGGACUACUGCCUCGAGGACAAGAGACGCGGCAGCCUCGGCACGACUGGCAGGCAAUGCAACGGGAGCAGCGCUGGCUACGACGGGUGCGAGUAUCUGUGCUGCGGCAGGGGCCACGUGACCAGGGCCGAGGAGAUACUCGAGAGAUGCGAGUGCAAGUAUCACAAUUGCUGCUACGUUAAGUGCAAGACCUGCCGGAACGUCAUCGUCACCCACGAGUGCAAUUGA
Molecule: messenger RNA, 1161 nt
Organism: Copidosoma floridanum
Lineage: Eukaryota; Metazoa; Arthropoda; Insecta; Hymenoptera; Encyrtidae
Product: protein Wnt-11b-1
Biological process (GO): multicellular organism development; neuron differentiation; canonical Wnt signaling pathway
Cellular component (GO): extracellular region
Molecular function (GO): cytokine activity; frizzled binding
Source: RefSeq, a predicted model, not a curated record